This is a messenger RNA of Dentiscutata erythropus, 528 nucleotides long. Lineage: Eukaryota; Fungi; Glomeromycota; Glomeromycetes; Diversisporales; Gigasporaceae. The record is from the annotation of a GenBank genome assembly.
AUGCCUUGCAGCGUAAUCAGCAAUGGUAAUUGUGACAGUGUCUUGGGAGGCGAUGCCCUAAUGUCUUUUACAGCGGGUUCAUGUGACUCUGUUCUUCAAUGCUCACAACGAUCCUUAAAAAACGCCUCUUUACCAAAUCUCCUCCAUUUUAUCAGAGAUAUCACAACAAGAUCAAAAGUUUCGAAAAUAACCAUGGUAGUUGGUUUGAUCUACGUAAAUCGAUUAAAAAAAUCUUUACCAUCUACAGCACGUGGCGAUUUUGAUACACCAUAUAAAAUUUUUUUAUCCGCGAUUUUAGUUGCAAGCAAAUAUUUAAGUGAUCAAUCUCUUCAAAAUAAGACCAUUGCUGAUAUUACUGAUGGUCUUUAUACCGUUAAAGAUGUCAAUACCAUGGAACGUAGUUUUCUUGGUUUAUUGAAAUAUGAUCUUUGGGUCGAUAGGAAUGAAGUUGAAGAUUUUUUGGAUCAACAUCGGGUUGAAUUGGAAAUUAAUUUUGAUUGGACUCAUGAUGAUGAUGAAAUGGCUUAA